CCUGUCAACCCUAUGCCUCUGUCUUGGAUGGUAAAUGAGAUGAACUCUUCUGAUUAAAUGGGAUUUAUGCCAAUUUGUGAAAUAUAGUCUUCAUAUUUGAUAAGCAAAUAGUUUGUAAUUGACAUUGCGGCACUUGAAGAGCUUGAAGACAUCAAAGGAAAUGACAGAAACGUAUGAUUUCCUUUUUAAAUUCUUGGUGAUUGGAAGUGCAGGAUCAGGGAAAUCCUGUCUUCUCCAUCAAUUUAUAGAAAACAAGUUCAAGCAGGACUCCAGCCACACCAUUGGGGUGGAGUUUGGCUCCCGGGUGGUGAUGGUCGCCGGUAAGACGAUCAAGCUGCAGAUCUGGGACACAGCUGGACAGGAACGAUUCCGGUCAGUGACUCGUAGUUAUUACAGAGGGGCAGCAGGGGCUCUCCUGGUUUAUGACAUCACCAGUCGGGAAACGUAUAAUGCCCUGACCAACUGGUUGACAGACGCUCGAACGCUGGCCAGUCCAAACAUCGUCAUCAUCCUGUGUGGGAACAAGAAAGACCUGGAGGCUGACAGAGAGGUCACCUUCCUUGAGGCGGCCCGCUUCGCCCAGGAGAACGAACUGAUGUUCCUGGAGACGAGUGCCCUCACCGGAGAGAAUGUGGAGGAGGCCUUCCUUAAAUGUGGUCGCACCAUCCUCAACAAGAUAGAUUCAGGUGAGUUAGACCCGGAACGGAUGGGCUCAGGGAUCCAGUAUGGUGACACAACGGUGAGGCAGCUUCGCCAGUCGCCACAGGCUGGCUCAGCACAGGGCAGAGAUCAGUGCAACUGUUAAAGGCUAAUGCUAACCUAGCUCUAAGAAACACAGAACCCAUGUCUCCAGGCCCCGAUGUAAAUCUAUCUUCUAACAGUCUCUGCACACUCAGGCCUUUGGAGGACUGCCCUGUGACUCUUGACCCCUGCACUUGGACUACUUCUGGAGAGACUCUGUGUAAAAAUGUGGGCUGGGUUGUCACGGAGCUAUCUAGGUUGUCACGGAGCUACUCUCCUCCAGGCCUUUCUCUCUCUGACUACUGCUCCAGUCCGUGUCGCCAGGGAAUACAAGUGACAUCAGCAGAGAGGACUGAUCAGUCACAGAGCCAGGCCAAUGGACACACACAGGACAUUUGUUUUCAAUGUCUUUACUCAGAAGCAGCCACAGCAGCUCACAAACCUCUCACUGUUCAAACUCUGAUGGGACUGACAUGGUGUAAGGAGAACAUCAGAUGUUAAUUUGUAUCUAAUCUCUAUAAAAGUUAAGCCUAUUUAUUGGUUGUGUUGAAAGCUGUAAGAUAUUGUAAAUAUAUCAAAAGGAAAUAUAACAUUUAUGUGAUAUUUGUGUACAAUGUUUUAAUAGACUGAAAAAAAGCUGUGGACUUGUGGUAGUCACCGUGUACACAUACUGUAAUGUGUGAAUGUGUGUGUGAAAAUUGUUACAACGUUAAAGCUGGAAUCCUUAUCGGUGAAACGUCUUGUUUGCUCUAUUACAACAACAAAGAAGUUACUUCAAACAAUGAACACUGUUUUUUCCCCCUCAGACAUCAUUACAUGGCAGAGGAGGCUGGUGGGAGGAGCUGUAAGAGGAUGGGCUCAUUGUAAUGGCUGGAAUGGAGUCAAUGGAACAUAGUCAAGCAUAUGGUUUCCAUAUGUUUGAUACUGUUCCAUUCAUUAAAUUUCAGCCAUUACAAUGAGCCCAUCCUCUUACAGCUCCUCCCACCAGCCUCCUCUGUAAUGCAAUCAUGAUGGAACGGCAGGUUUUUUUAUUUUUUUUUACCACAAUGCGGGAUGCAUAUCCUCUGUUUCAAAACAAUAACAAAUGCGCCGAAAACAUUGCACUUUUUCACCUUUCGCAGAUCUCAGCUUUAAUAUCUUUGACUGACUAUCAUAAUCUCCAAGUUUGGGGCAAACAAAUAUGUAUUUUAAAUGUGUAAGGUGUUGUGCAAUGAUUACGAAAGGGUUAAGGCCAUAUCUAAAUCCAUUCUAACCAGAAUGUGAUUGAGUGAUAAUUGGUGUAUUUACUUGAUGUAAAGCACAAAUGUGAAAAUCUACAAUUUUUGCAUAUAUCUGGACUAUGAUCUUACGUAUGACCUGUCUAUCUAUAAAAUGUAUCACUAUGUGUGCUAGAUGUAACUGUUGAACAGAAGAACUGCCCCUCUUUGCAAAGCCUGUAUGAUCUUGAAUUAAUAAAUUAUUUAACCAAAUGUUCAUUAAACUUUCUACUGCUA
This is a messenger RNA of Oncorhynchus masou masou (cherry salmon), 2234 nucleotides long. RefSeq names its product ras-related protein Rab-4B-like. Gene Ontology annotation, molecular function: GTP binding; GTPase activity. Lineage: Eukaryota; Metazoa; Chordata; Actinopteri; Salmoniformes; Salmonidae. Gene Ontology annotation, biological process: vesicle-mediated transport; Rab protein signal transduction; regulation of endocytosis. The record is from RefSeq and is a predicted model, not a curated record. The coding region runs from base 161 to 805 and encodes 214 amino acids. Gene Ontology annotation, cellular component: recycling endosome; insulin-responsive compartment; plasma membrane. The transcript is spliced from 8 exons.